Polyodon spathula (Mississippi paddlefish) is the source of this 18155-nucleotide messenger RNA. RefSeq names its product histone-lysine N-methyltransferase 2C-like. The coding region runs from base 686 to 16264 and encodes 5192 amino acids. Gene Ontology annotation, cellular component: nucleus; MLL3/4 complex. The transcript has 62 exons. Gene Ontology annotation, molecular function: histone H3K4 methyltransferase activity; transcription coactivator activity; histone binding. Gene Ontology annotation, biological process: positive regulation of transcription by RNA polymerase II. Lineage: Eukaryota; Metazoa; Chordata; Actinopteri; Acipenseriformes; Polyodontidae. The record is from RefSeq and is a predicted model, not a curated record.
UGUUGACAGGCAGUGCUUAGGUCUCGCUCAAACAUGGCCACCAUGAUGGAGUGAAAGCAAUAACUUUAAAUUCUCAAUUUUAAGGGGAAAAACUCCCUUUUCUUGAUGUAAGAGGAACAUUUGAGGCUGAAAUCGACGGAAGUAAUAUUUUUCCAUCCAACCGAAUGCUAAUGAGAAGUUGCAAGGAGGUUUAUUACUGGUGCAAGUUGGCUGCGAGCUGUAAAGAAUUGCAUCCAUGUCGUAAGGGGUUUCUUCUUUUUCUUGGGAUUUCCCACCAUCAUUUUUGUUUCGAAACUGCCGAAGGAUAUGGAUACAUUUCAAUAUUUUUUCCGGUGAAAACUAACAGGAGAUACGUUUGGAAUACAGCAGAUCGGCUUUUUCACAUUUUUUGUUUGUCAGUCUCCUGUUGGAAAGGGUAAACAAGCUGGUUAAAGGGAACACACUGGGUUCCACAUUUUGACCCCAUUUCACUUUUUUUCAUGAACUCGGAUAGCAUUUUUUUUGGAAUAUGUGCUGUGUUUUUUUGGGGGCGCACAUACUGCAUCGGUAGUUUCCGUUUUAUUGCUACAGCUGGAGAGUGAAAAUCUCCCCUACCCCCAGAAAUAUACAAAAUAAAAGUAUUUCAUUUCGCAGAUGAUAGUAAAGGUGAUGAAGGCAAUAAUUCCACACUUCUAGGGUGAAAAGAAUGUCAUCAGAGGACAAGACUCUGGAGCCCUCUGACCAAGGAUCUUCACCUGCUCCAGCCAGCAGCACCACGGCCACCCCUGCAGGCAGCCCGGCCAUUGCAGACAAGAGACCCAGGGGCAGGCCUCGCAAAGAUGGAGUCGCUCCCGUACACAAAUCCAAGAAGAAAUGUCGCAGUCGAGGAAAGGCGUCUGUUGAUGAUGAAGACAGCAUGGAUGGUGUUGAGACUGCAGAAACAGAAAGUGCUGUGGAGACAGAAACGAAAGAGCAGCCAGUGGAGAACGAAGGCAUCCCAGCAGCAGAAGAAAAGCUGUCGUCCCCUGGUCUCCAUUGCUCUGUGUCUGAGGAUUCUGCAGGAGCUCCUGCUUCCGCUGCUUCACAAACCAAAAGCAGUGAACAGCUCUGUGCCUUCUGCAAUUGUGGAGAACGGAGCUUGCUGGGCCAAGGGGAGUUAAAGCAGUUCAGCCCCAGCCCCGGGUACACCAUGCCCAGGAGAAGCCAGUGCCGAACUAAGAGGGACAGCACUGGCAGCAACGAGGGAGAGGGAAACAGCAGCCCGAAACUGAACUCAACCGCACGCCGGCAGAGAGGGCAGAAAAACGCCGCAGUGUCCGUGGUGGCGGUGAACACUCCGUGCCCUGGUGAUGAACCAGCCAGCAAGUUUUGGGAUGAGCUCAGUCAGGUCGGGCUUCCUGAGGACAUUGACCUCCAGUCUCUAUCCGAUCCCUCUGGGCGUUGCUGGGCCCAUCAGUGCUGCGCGGCCUGGUCGGAGGGAGUGUGCCGGGAACAGGAGCAAGUGCUGGUCAACGUGGACAAAGCCGUCGACUCAGGGAGCACAACGCACUGUGCAUACUGUAAGCGCCUUGGAGCAACCAUCAAAUGCUGUGAAGAGAAGUGCAGCCGCUUGUACCAUUAUCCCUGUGCAGCGGCAGCUGCUGCUUUCCAGGAUAUCAGGAGUCACACUCUCCUUUGCCCAGAACACAUCGAGCAGGCUACUGGUAGAUCAAAGGAUGAAGCGAACUGUGCAUUGUGUGACAGCCCAGGAGACCUCCUGGACCAGCUGUUUUGUACCAGUUGUGGGCAGCAUUACCAUGGGAUGUGCCUGGAUAUAGGAGUGACCCCUUUGAAGAGGGCAGGCUGGCAGUGCCCCGACUGCAAGGUCUGCCAAACCUGCAAGAACCCUGGGGAGGACAGCAAGAUGUUGGUAUGUGACACAUGUGACAAGGGUUAUCACACAUUUUGCCUACAACCUGUAAUGGACUCCAUACCUACAAAUAGCUGGAGGUGCAAAAAUUGCAGAGUAUGUGAGCAGUGUGGCACCAGAACAAGUUUUCAGUGGCACCACAAUUGUCUAUUGUGUGAUAACUGCUACCAGCAGCAGAACAUGGGCUUGUCCUGUCCACUUUGUGGAAAGGCGAUCCACCCAGAUUCCCAGAAGGACAUGCUUUGCUGUCAGAUGUGCAAAAGGUGGAUACAUCUAGACUGCGACAGACAAGCAGAGAACAAAACCAGCGUCUUGCUAAAAGACGGAUAUGUGUGCACAGUCUGCAAGCAAGUGGAACUGGAGGAACUGCAAGCAAGCCAGACAUUUGGGGUCCUGGAGACCGCUGAGCCAGCUGAAGAACUUGAACCAGCAUGCUUGGAAAGGGUACAGGAAGCAGUUGAAGAAGCAGGGAAUCUGGAACAUGCUGCUGAAGAGAAUCAGCUCAAGGAGGAACAGAAACCUGUCGAGUCUGCUGCUGAACCUGCACAAGUAGUAACAACAAUGGACCCCAAGGUUUCUGUGCCCCCGUCUCCACCCUUCCUAGCCAAACAAGAAACACCGGAGGAGGUAGAAACAGCAGCAGCAGCAGCACCCACAGAAUCCCAGCUGGAAAGAGAACUACAACCACAGAAUUCAGAAGUGCCGGCUGAGGUUGUCCCACCAGCACCUGAGGAAGCAGGCACUGAAAGUGAAGCUGCGAAGGUGGAACCCAUGGAAGUGUCGGCUGCAGAACCCACUCAAGCACAAGAGCGUCUGGAGACUGCGGUGCAGGAGAGGAGACCUUUGGAAACUCCUGCCUUGGCACAAGAACACCUUGCGCUUGAACUGAGUGAAAACCACGAGGUUGCUCAGGUUUCUGACAGCAGUCGUCUUGUGGAAAUGGACAUCACCCCCGCCAGCGAACUGAGCUUCUCAGACAUGAAUUCACCUUCACAGGAUCUGACUGCCCUGUCACAACAGUGCCCAGAAAGCUCUUUCUCUGUUUCAAUGGACACCAGCAAGCUGGCAGAACCCCCUGUUUCUGUAGGAACUCCCCCAAAAGACGUGCCCCAGGUUCAGACAGCUCCAGCGUCCAGUGGCGGGGUACCCUCAACAACUUUCAUACCAGUCGCGCCAAAAAUUGGCAUGGGGAAGCCAGCCAUCACCAAAAGGACGUUUUCUCCAGGAAGACCUCGAGUGAGACAGGGAGCUUGGAGCACCCGUAACAUGUCCAGCUCUCCUUCGUGGUCCCCAGACCGUUCAGAAGGGUGGGACCCCUCAAAGACAAGGCAGCUGUUCAGCACCCCCAUUUGGACCGUCAAAGUGGAAGGACAACUACAUGACGAGGUAGCUCAUCACAUGCAAAACAGAAGGAGCAGCUACAUGACCAGAUAUCUUGUCACUUGCAGCGAAAAGCAGGGCCGCGGAUCUGGCUUUCCUGGGAGGAGGAGGCCUCGUGGGGCUGGUGUCUCUGGGCGGGGGGGUAGAGGCAGGUCCAAGCUGAAAAACGCAGUAGGAACAGUCAUCACCCCUGGGGCAAUGGUUGCUGACACAUCUUCAGUGAAAGAUGAGGAAGAGAACUCAAUGCACAACACAGUGGUUCUGUUCUCAAGCAGCGACAGAUUCACUAUGAAACAGGAUAUGUGUGUGGUGUGUGGAAGUUUUGGACGAGGUCCAGAGGGAAGGUUGCUUGCUUGUGCCCAGUGUGGCCAGUGUUACCAUCCCUACUGUGUCAGUGUUAAGAUUACCAAGGUGGUUCUCAGUAAAGGCUGGCGCUGCUUGGAGUGCACAGUGUGUGAAGCUUGUGGGAAAGCCACAGACCCAGGACGGCUGCUCUUGUGUGAUGAUUGUGACAUCAGCUACCACACCUACUGCCUGGACCCCCCCUUGCAGACUGUCCCCAAAGGAGGCUGGAAGUGCAAAUGGUGUGUUUCCUGUACACACUGUGGGGCCACGUCCCCAGGGUUGCGGUGUGAGUGGCAGAAUAAUUACACGCAGUGCGCUCCCUGCGGCAGCCUGGCUACCUGCCCAGUCUGCUCCCAGAACUACAAGGAGGAUGAGCUCAUUGUGCAGUGCCGGCAGUGUGACAGGUGGAUUCAUGCCUCCUGUCAGAACUUGAACUCAGAAGAGGAACUGGAAAACGCGGCCGACAACAGCUUCGACUGUGCCAUGUGCAGGACACACAUGACACCGUCCCAUGGCUCAGCCCCAGAGGACCCUGAAUCACCAGUACUGGCGCACAUUGUUACGAAAAUAAAAGAACAAGACCCACCCAAGACAUACACCCAGGAUGGCGUCUGUUUGACAGAGCUGGGUUUGUCACGGCUGCAGAGUCUGACCGUGGCAGCACCGCGACGGAAACGACCCAAACCCAAACUGAAACUGAAGAUAAUCAACCAAAACAGCGUGGCUGUGUUACAGACGCCACCAGACCCACAGUCUGAGCUCUCCAGAGACGGAGACCUGGACGACAGCCGGGAAGGAGACCUUUUAGACUGUGAUGGAAAAUCCGACUCCAGCCCAGAACGUGAGGCUGCAGAUGACGUCUCUAAGGGGCCAGAGGGGGCUGAUGGAAUCAAGAAGAGAAAGAGGAAACCGUACAGACCUGGUAUUGGUGGGUUUAUGGUACGCCAGAGGAGUCGGACAGGCCAGGGCAAGGCAAAGCGCUCCCUCUGUAGGAAGGAUUCCUCGGGUUCUGUGUCGGAAUAUCUCCUGGGUAAAGAAGAAAGCUGGAAUGAGCCUUUACCUGACACACCAGUGGAAGAGAUUGCCCCUGGCUCCGAAUACUUGGAGAAAGCAAAGAAGCGCUACAGGAAGAAGAAGAAUAAGCUUGAAGAAGUGUUUCCAGCAUAUUUACAGGAGGCUUUUUUUGGGAGAAACCUGCUGAACACAAGCAGACAGAGUAGGCUGAGCUUGGACGCCCUGUCUGAUGAGGACCCGGCUCGUGUUGACGGGAGGACCCCCAGUGUGAAUACAAACUUCCUGGAUCCAUCCUGCGAUCCGCUGCUGAGUUCCACCAGCUCACCCAUUACAGCCAAACCAGCAGCCCUGUCUAACCCUGAGGAUCCAUUGGCUGCCCUCUCUGAAGUCCUCAACACAGAUGAUGAUAUACUGGGGAUCCUUUCUGAUGAGCUAGUGAAGCCUGGGGAGGAUUCAGGUCUUGAUUUAUACACUUACCAGGUUGACAACUUGCCCUCUCCUUUUGCUGGUCUGGAUAUAGGUCCCGUAUCAGAUGAUUCAUCUUUGGCCCCACUGGCAAGUACUGGUCGCAGCGUACGGCCACUGCCCGAGGAGCCACUGGGCGGGGUUCUCAGUCCAGAGCUGGACACGAUGGUCACAGAUGGUGCGAUUCUAAGCAAACUGUACAAAAUUCCAGAGCUUGAAGGGAAGGAUGUGGAGGAGCUGUUCACCGCAGUCCUGAGCCCGAGUGCUAACCAGACUCCCCAGCACUCACACAUACCGCUGCAAAACCAGGGAGACAGCCUGUUCCCAAGAAUGCCUAUAAUGAACGGCCUUAUGGGGCCAACCCCCCAUUUUCCAUCUCCACGAGUUCCUCCAGGACCAGGGCCCUGCACACCCAGCACCUUCUCUCCCAUCCAUCGGGCUCCUUUCACAGACUCCUGCAGGGACAAAAAGCCUCAGUUUCAUGAGCUGGUGAACAAAGCAGCUGGCUCCUGGGCUGCCCCAGCUCCUGUGCUGGAGGCGGAGGCAGACACCAUGUCCAAUGCCCAGAGGAGCACUCUCAAGUGGGAGAAGGAGGAGACCCUGGGUGAGAUGGCAACAGUGGCCCCUGUGCUGUACACCAACAUGAACUUCCCCAGCCUCAAGGAGGAUUUUCCUGAGUGGUCCACAAGGGUUAAGCAAAUUGCAAAACUAUGGAGAAAAGCCAGUUCCCAAGAAAGAGCACCGUAUGUGCAAAAAGCCAGAGAUAAUCGGGCUGCCCUGCGCAUAAAUAAGGUCCAAAUGUCCAAUGAUACCAUUAAAAGACAGCAGCACCAUCAAGAAAUUAUUGAUCCCAACAUCCCUAUAGAGUCAGAUCUUCUGUUUAAAGAUCCGCUGAAGCCUAAGGAAUCGGAACAUGAGCAGGAAUGGAAAUUCAGACAGCAGCUGAGACAAAAAAAUAAGCAGCAAGCCAAGAUAGAAGCAACGCAGAAACUGGAGCAAGUUAAAAGUGAGCAGCAACAGCAACUGCAGCAGCAGCAGUCCAGCGGUCAGUCGGGCAGCGAUUCUCCCAACAGCGGGAAUCAGAGUCCUCUGACUCCCCAACCAAGCAAUGGAAACACGUCCCCAGCACAAGAGACGAUGCCCAAAGAUGGAUUUGCGAUACCGCAGCCUCCUGGCACUCCUACAGCAUCGUCCUCUAAUGAUGUCUUUCUUAGACCCCAAGCCCCACCUCCUACACCUACACGGAUGCCAGUGCAAGAGCCCUUUUCCCAGGCUCAGCCUGCACAACCACAGUCCCCACAGAUGUUUUCUCCUGGGGCAUCAAACUCAAGGCCAUCAUCCCCAUGGGAUCCAUACGCCAAAAUGGUUGGAACACCUAGGCCACCUGCAGUGGGGCCAAAUCCCCCCCGGAGGAAGUCCAUCGACCCCUGCACUCCUCCACCAGCCGGAACCAGACUGGGAGCUGAGCAGCAGGAAAGGAACAGGCCUUCUCCUGCUCACGAGUCUUUUGGAUCUCCGUCUUCUAUCAAUAACGAUCCCUACACAAAGCCUCCAGACACCCCCAGGCCAGUCCUAUCUGCAGAUCUGUUUGCAAAGCCCAUGGGGCCACCAAGGACAGUUGGUAGUGCAGAGCAAUCUGGGAAACUUCCACUUGGAUCCACAGCCGGCGGUGAUACAUUUGCUAGGCCAGGUCUUCCAGCUGAAGUUUACCAAAGGAUGCAGAUGUCCCAUAGCAGGAUGAUCCUGUCAGAUCCGUACACCAGGCCUCUGCUGACUCCCAUUCCCGGAAGUAACGAGUCUGGUUCAGUCUCCUUGUUUAAAGCCCCAAUGCCUCCCUCACAGUCACUGCAAGACCCCUACCCUGGUAUGUCUUCAACUCUCCGGCACAUGUCAACGGAUCCAUACCAACAUCCUGUGCUCACGCCAAGGCCAGCAGAUGGAUUUUCCCAAAACCAGAUGAAUGACCAUUUUGCCCAGCCCCCACUAACUCCUCGUCCCGCGAUGAACGAUAACUUUUCACACCCUCCCAGGAGGAGCCGCCAGUCCCAGAGGGACCCCUUUUCACAGCCUGGACCCAUAGCAAGACCACCAUCUCAGGAUCUAUACGCUCAGGAACCUUUAACUCCUGGGCCUGCUCCUUUGCAGUCUGCAGAUCCCUAUUCUCAACCCCCUUCUACCCCCAGACCUGGGAUGGGAGAGAGGUUUGCACAGUCUCCAGUCCAUCAGAGGAAUUCUGAUCCCUAUGCACAGCCACCAGGCACCCAGAGACCAGUAAUGAACGACCCCUAUUCCCAGCCACCGGGAACCCCGAGACCAGUAAUGAACGACCCCUAUUCCCAGCCACCGGGAACCCCGAGACCAGUAAUGAACGACCCCUAUUCCCAGCCACCGGGAACCCCGAGACCUGUAAUGAACGACCCCUAUUCCCAGCCACCGGGAACCCCGAGACCUGUAAUGAACGACCCCUAUUCCCAGCCACCGGGAACCCCGAGACCAGUAAUGAACGACCCCUAUUCCCAGCCACCGGGAACCCCGAGACCAGUAAUGAACGACCCCUACUCCCAGCCACCGGGAACCCCGAGACCAGUAAUGAACGACCCCUAUUCCCAGCCACCGGGAACCCCGAGACCAGUAAUGAACGACCCCUAUUCCCAGCCACCGGGAACCCCGAGACCAGUAAUGAACGACCCCUAUUCCCAGCCACCGGGAACCCCGAGACCAGUAAUGAACGACCCCUAUUCCCAGCCACCGGGAACCCCGAGACCAGUAAUGAACGACCCCUAUUCCCAGCCACCGGGAACCCCGAGACCAGUAAUGAACGACCCCUAUUCCCAGCCACCGGGAACCCCGAGACCAGUAAUGAACGACCCCUAUUCCCAGCCACCGGGAACCCCGAGACCAGUAAUGAACGACCCCUAUUUCCAGCCACCGGGAACUCCGAGACCAGUAAUGAACGACCACUAUUCCCAGCCACCAGGCACACCAAGGCCCGGGACCUCGGAAAACAUUAACAGACCAGUGGUCACAAGGCCUGGGUUGAUGCCAAAUCAAGGUCCUUUCUCGCCAGCACCCCAGAACAGAGCUGCAGGCACACAGGAGACAUUUGUGCACCCGUCAGACCCGUGCUCUCAAACUUCAAAACUGUCUGGAAUGACCGAAGAACCCUUCACUCAGCUGAACCAAACAUCUAUUCAUGAUCUGUGUGAGCAGCCUCCAAUGACCCCUCAGUCGCAGUCUGGUGGUGUAUUUGAUGAUGGAUGUCUGGCUCGCGAUAUUACAGAGCAGCACUUAACAGGAAAGGAGGGGAACUUUGGAGUUUCUUCAACCCUAAAUAUGCCAGGUUCAGUGGCAGCAGGAGUGGCCAGUGAAGCACAGAACAAUAUGCAUAUAUCACAAGGAGACACCGAAGAGAAGCUGAGACAGCGGCUCAGGUUACGGGAAAUAAUUCUGAGACAGCAGCAGCAAAAGAUUGCUGUCCGUCAAGAGAAAGGCCUGCAGGACCCUGCACUGUCUGCAGCACCAGGAACUCCUCGACACUGGUCACAGGAAGACCCAAACCGUCCCAACGAGCUGUUCAACAGACCCCCUCCUCCUUACCCCGGGACAAUCAGGGGGCCGCUGAUUCCACCAGGAGCUCAGAGGUUUCCAGGACCUUUCCCCAAUGAUCCCCGAGGAUCCUUUCCCAGAGAUAGACUGUUUAAUAGACCCCCGUUUACAGGAGAUGUUACCGGAAUGGGCAUGAGACCAAGGUUUGGAUUCCCACACAGUGGACAGGGUCCUAUUCCUAGUCAAGAACGAUUUCUCAGCCCCUCACAUCAAAUGCAAGGCUCAAUGCCAGGCUUUCCACAGCAACUGAGGAGAUCUUUAUCUGUGGACCUCCCACGACCUAUGGGCAAUCCAAUUGGACUCCCCCAGCAUUUUCCUCCUAGGGGCAUGCAGAUGCAACAACACAAUAUCAUGGGGCAGCCCUUCAUAGAACUACGGCACAGGGCUCCUGAAAGCAGGCUGAGGCUUCAAUUUAGACCUUCUCUCAUGAUACAAGAAAAUGUUAUGGAUCCAUCUUCCCAGAGAACUGGAGGGUUUAUGACUGGACAGGAGAUGGGGUUUCCUGGAAAUCAGGGCUCAAGACUAAUGGAACCAAUGAUGAAUCAGCAUCCAGGAAUGGUCAGCCAUGCGCAGAUGUCUACCAGCUUUGAACAUAUUCCCCAGAACCAGAUGCAAGCGCAUACUGGUCAUCCACACGCCCCGUUAAUGCGUUCUUUGAGUCAUCCAGUAACCAGCGAGACAUUCUGUGUUGCUCCUUUAGAUUAUUUUCCUUCGACAUCUGCAGAAUCCACUGAGGAGCUUCCACUUGCUAGCCAAGAUGUAAUUGCAGAGAAACUUGACCCUGAUGACUCUGCCGUCAAAGAUCUGGAUGAUGUGGAGGUUAAAGACUUGGACGACGAAGAUCUUGAAAACCUCAAUCUAGACCCAGAGGAUGGAAAAGGAGAUGAUUUGGAUCUGGAAACCAAUGACCUUCAUCUUGAUGACUUCUUACGGUCAGGAAAGUUUGAUAUUAUUGCAUAUACAGAUCCUGAACUUGAUUUGGGAGACAAGAAGGAUAUGUUUAAUGAAGAACUUGAUCUUAGUGACCCAAUAGAGGACCACCCAGAGGCUGUAGAGGAACAGAAAACCGAGAGUAAAGAUGUAAAUACAAAUUCUGCUGAUGCCUCCCCAAAGAAGGAAGCUACUUCAGGAAUUAAAUUAAAAUUGGAGAAAACACCAGGAAGGUUGCAAGAUGUAAAACAGGAGAGCAGCAAUUCUAAUGAGAACACUGAUCCUUCUUCUUCAGAGCAUACCAUAAAAACUGAAGAGCAUGCACAUGCCCAUCCACCCACUGACGAAGAUCAGUCGGAAGAGAGGAAUACUAGAAGCCAAGAAAAUACUGGAGGCAGCCCAAGCCUGUCGGAGGCAUCUGCCCUGUCAAGUACUGGCACCCUGGCUGGUUUGACUCCGUCGCUCCCCAGCUUGCUAACUAAAGAUAAAGUUGAUAACACUGAGCUUGGGCCUUUAGGUCCUCCAACACAAAGCAUGUCACCUGCCCAUCAGAAACAUAUGGGGAUGCCCCAAAAUCCCAAUGCCUUGAUGACACCAGGGCAAAUGCAAGAAUGUGCUGCAAACCCCAAUCUAUCGAUGGAUGAAAUAAUGGACCACACCUUCUCCCAGGGAGCACCGCCACCAGUCAAUCCAAACUUCAUUCAGGGACACGAUUUUAGUGCUGAGCAGCAGAUAGGCCAACAUGUCCCCAUGGUGAAUCAGUCAGAAUCCAAUGGCAUGUUGGACACAGAACAAGCAUUGAUUUCUCAGGCCUUGAGUCAGCAGAACAGAGAGAGGCCAUUGCUCCUUGAUGAGCAGCCUCUUCUUUUGCAAGACCUGUUAGAUCAGGAGAGACAGGAACAGCAGCAACAGAGACAAAUGCAAGCCAUGAUACGCCAGCGAUCCAGCGAUUCAUUCUUCCCCAACAUUGACUUUGAUGCCAUUACAGAUCCAAUAAUGAAAGCAAAGAUGGUAGCUCUGAAAGGAAUCAACAAAGUCAUGGUUCAGAACAAUAUGGGGAUGCCUUCAAUGGUCAUGAACAGGUUUCAGUUUGUGGGUCAACAAAUGCCUGAACCAGAAGUGGGUGAAGGGGUGUCAGUUCCUCAGCAACCCGUUGGACCGGAUGGCAAGUUAGCACCACAGAUGGCAAGGCCUAACCCUCCCAGUUUUGAUCCUGGGUUUGUCAAUGAUGCCCAGAAGAAGCAGUAUGAGGAGUGGCUCCAAGACACACAGCAGCUUCUCCAGAUGCAGCAGAAGUUUCUGGAAGAACAAAUCGGAGUGCACAGGAAGUCAAAAAAGGCACUCUCAGCCAAGCAGCGCACUGCCAAAAAAGCAGGACGAGAAUUCCCUGAAGACGAUGCAGAGCAACUCAAGCAUGUUACUGAGCAGCAGAGCGUGGUCCAGAAACAGCUCGAGCAGAUCCGGAAGCAGCAGAAAGAGCAUGCUGAACUGAUUGAAGAGUAUCGGAUUAAACAGCAGCAGCAAGGCACAGGGGCGCCUGCACUUAUCCAAGGGGUGCAUUCCCAAGCACCAAUGGUACCCGGAGGUCCUCCACCAGUCAUGACCCAACAGAACUUCCCCAUAUUGGCUCAGCAGAUGGAGCAACAUCUUGGUCCUGUUCCAGGGCAGCCCACCCCCCCUCGAAUGCCCGGUGUGCCAGGUUGGCACCCUGGGGCUCCCGUCCCAAUGGCCGGGCUGAGGAUGCAGUCUCAAUUGCCCUCCCAUGUACCUGUGAAUCCUGCCCCACCUGCACAGGCUCCUCUGCCAGGGGAGAAUGCACCCCAGGCAGUAGCAGCAGCAGAGACCUCCACUGCAGGGAAUGGAGCCCAUGUGAAAUUUGAUGACAAUAACCCCUUCAGCGAGGGUUUCCAAGAGAGGGAGCGGAAAGAGCGUUUGAGAGAGCAGCAGGAGAGGCAGAGGAUCCAGCUCAUGCAGGAGGUAGAGAGGCAGAGGGCUCUACAGCAGAGACUGGAGCAGCAGCAGCAGCAGCAACAGCAAGGCAUUGUGGGCCCAGAGAUGAGCAGAGCCUCCCUUUCCCAAAUGCCAUACUUCAACUCGGAACUGCCUCAUGACUUCAUGCAGAGGCUGCAACAGCAGCAGCUGCCUACUCAACAGCAAAUGGGUCAAAUGUUUCCCCAACAGCAGAGCAUGCAGCAAGGCUUUAUAAGCCCAUCUCCUGGCACCCCGUUCUCGCAGGGCAAUGAGCGAAGACACAUCGUGGGUAAUGGACCAUUUGGCCCCCCUGACAUGCCUGUUGGUGGGCCCAAUUUCCGGCCAUUAAACCAGGGAAUUCAAGGAGCUAACUUUGUCCAGGGUCAGCCCAGGCCUCCAGCCUUCAUACCCGCCAUGUCCCAUGGCACAGGUGAAGGACCUCCCUUUGGUAUGGAACCAGUAACGCCCCUUCCUCCCAGUUACCCAGGCUCGGGCCAGUCUCUCAUACAGCUGUACUCGAAUAUAAUCCCUGAGGAGAAAGGGAAAAAGAAAAGGAACAGAAAGAAGAAGAAGAAGGAGGACGAUGCAGACUCUGUGAAGGCUCCCUCCACGCCCCAUUCAGACCUCACCGCCCCUCUGACUCCGAGCGUCUCGGACACGGCUUCCACGCCCACGAGGAUUGUGGCCUACGAUUCCUUGACCUACAACAAGGGUGAGCUGGAGACAGCUGAGUUUUUAGCAGGAUCCUCCACUCCCAAGUCUGGUGUAAGCCAGCUGCCCACUGAGCUGGAGCGACAGCUGUCGGCAAGCAACAGCAAUGGCAACACCACACACCAGCAGGCUGUGGGCCGGCAGUCCAGUAUCGGCUCAGAAACAGACCAACAAGUGGAGCCAGCCAAGCUGCUGCAUGAGAUCAAGCUGGAACAGAUGGAAGCCACAGAGUGCCGUGGCCCAAGGGAGUCAAAGGUGGAGGCGUCGGAGAUUGUAAAGCUGGAAGGUAAGGAGGGGACUGACCAUAGCCCUGCCCACAGUGUGAGUGGAACCGGGGGAAAACUGGAGUCAGGAAAUGAGCUGCUGAAACACCUGCUAAAGAACAAAAACACCCCCUCCCUGCUUCCCCAGCAGCGCUCAGAGGAGGAGGAGGAGGAGGAGGAGGGAGCAGCACAGAGCACAUUGCUACAGAAGCAAAACAACACUGAAGGGGCUGUGCCAACUGCAGACAACAAAAUGCAAGGAAACCUGAACCAGCAAGCGCCUGGGCUGCAGCGCACAGACCAGGAGCAGGACAAGAAGAAACAGCGGAACAAGCGAGCGCCAAAGAGCGGGGAGAAGCCAGCGCCUCGCUCCAAAAAGAGAAAGAAGGAUGAGGACGACAGACAUGUGCUUUAUCCCAACACUGACUCCUUGAUGAAUCAGCUUAAACAGCAACUCUCUCUCUUGCCUCUAAUGGAGCCUCUGAUUGGAGUGAACUUUGCUCACUUUCCUCCCUAUGGCAGCGGGCGUCUCAGUGGGGAGAACCGGCUCACAGGCACCUUCGGGAGUGCCUCGCUGGAUGGGGUCUCGGACUACUACUCUCAGCUCAUUUACAAGCAGAACAACUUGAGUAACCCUCCAACCCCGCCAGCCUCUCUCCCACCUACUCCACCUCCACUAGCCCGUCACAAAAUGGUUAAUGGCUUUGCUACCGCUGAAGAACUUGCAAGCAAAGCUGCUGUGAUGAGAGGACCUGAGGUCAUCAAAGGCCUUGGACCCAGACAAUUCCAGAUGCCAUUCAGACCAGAGGAAGACUUGCUGGCUAGAGCAAUGGCACACGGCCCUAAAACAGUGGACGUGCCUGCCUCCCUGCCCACACCCCCUCACAACAACCACGAGGAGCUCAGAGGGCAGGAUCACUGUGAUGAGCGGGACUCCCCAGACAGCUUCGUCCCUUCCUCCUCCCCGGAGAGUGUUCUGGGAAUGGAGGUGCACCGCUAUCCUGACCUGUCUCUGGUGAAGCAGGAGCCCCCGGACCUCGCCCCCUCCCCAGUCAUCCCCAUCCUGCCGAGCUGCAGUGGGAAAGGAUCUGAAUUCAGGCUGUGUGAUGUAAAAAUUGAGCCUUCUGGUGUGUUUUUUGGGCCCGAGUUUGGGCAGCCUGCAAACUGUUCACAAGCUGGUCUUGUAUCCAUAGCGAUUACACUGAACCCAGCCGCUGCAGGGAACAUCACCGGGGUUGUAGCAGCUGUGGCCAAUCUCCUGCGUGUGAAACUCCCCAACAGCUAUGAGGCUAGCGCUGCUCCGGACAGGCCACCCGCGACCCUGCUCAACAGCAUGAAGGUGCAACACCACCACCGGUUUGAGCACAGGCCUCCACCGCUCUUCACUGGGGCAGGCUCUGGGCAGCCAGCGGUCAUGAGGUUCAUGAGGCCUUCUGGACCUUCUGGAAUGUUCCAGCCUCAGGUCCGCUUCACGCCAAUCAGCAGCGGUUCCGUUGUGGUUAAAAGAGACGAGCAGUUUGCGAAAGGAAACCCUGGACCAAAACCACAGUGGUGUUGUCACUGCAAGGUUGUCGUUCUUGGAAAUGGAGUUUGUAAAUCUGCCAAAGAUCUGCCUUUCAAUAAACAGGACUUGCAUGAGGACCCAGGGAGAUCAGAGGGGAACCUGGUCUUCUGUAGCCACAACUGCUUUAUUCUGUAUUCCACAGGCAUGCAGGCCAAAACCACAGAGACACAGGAAGCAACCUCUGCUCAGCUGGAUUCCACGCCCACAAAAACCUUUCACCAGUACAGCAACAAUACCUCCACAUUGGACGUCCAUUGUCUGCCACAGUUACAGCCGAAGGAGUCUCCGGCACCAACUCCUCCCAUCACAUUUCCCCCGGCUGCCUCGGAGAUGAUGAAGCUGGAGUCCAAGCCAGACGAGCUGAAGGUCACAGUGAAGUUGAAGCCGCGGCCGAGGGCUGUGCAGGUCAGUGUGGACGAGUCCCGGCCAUUGAGCAAAAGGUGGAAGGGCAUGCGCUGGAGGAAGUGGAGCAUCCAGAUCAUGAUCCCCAAGGGCAACUUGAAGCUGCCUUGCGAGGGGGAGAUCACUGAGCUCCUGAAUAGGCUGGGUACCUCGCUGAGGCCAGAGCCCCUGCCCAAGGACCACAGGAAGUGCUGCUUCUGCCAUGAAGAGGGGGACGGCAUCACUGACGGGUCCGCCAGGCUCCUCAACCUGGACCUGGACCUCUGGGUCCACUUGAACUGUGCCCUGUGGUCCUCGGAAGUGUACGAGACGCAGGCUGGAGCCCUGAUCAACGUGGAGCUGGCACUGCGCCGGGGGCUGUCCAUGAAGUGCUUGUACUGCCAGAAGAUGGGAGCCACCAGUGGCUGCCAGCGGCUACGCUGCACAAACAUCUACCACUUCACCUGUGCCCUCAGGGCCCAGUGCAUGUUCUUCAAAGACAAAACCAUGCUGUGCCACAUGCACCGGCCCCGGGGGGGCGCCCCUGAGCAUGAGCUGAGGUACUUUGCCGUGUUCCGCAGAGUGUACGUGCAGCGGGACGAGGUAAAGCAGAUCGCGAGCAUCGUGCAGCGUGGAGAGCGAGACCACACCUUCCGCGUGGGCAGCCUCAUCUUCCACUCCAUUGGGCAGCUCCUCCCUCAGCAGAUGAAGGCCUUCCACAACGCCACUGCCAUCUUUCCCGUAGGCUAUGAGGCCAGCCGGCUGUACUGGAGCAUGCGCUAUAGCAACCGCCGCUGCCGGUACAUGUGCUCCAUCGACGAGCGGGACAGCCAGCCUGAGUUCAUUAUCAGAGUGGUGGAGCAGGGUCACGAAGAUCUGGUCCUGACUGACUGGACUCCCAAAGGAGUGUGGGAUAAAGUCUUGGAGCCUGUGGCUGAACGUCGGAACGAGUCAGGCACUCUGAAACUAUUUCAGGCUUAUCUCAAAGGAGAGGAUCUCUUUGGCCUCACAGUCUCUGCGGUGGUUAGGAUAGCAGAAUCUCUCCCAGGGGUUGAGGCAUGUGGAAGCUAUGUUUUCCGCUAUGGGCGCAAUCCUUUGAUGCAACUGCCUCUGUCCAUCAACCCCACAGGCAGUGCGCGUUCUCAGCCUAAAGCCAGCAACCAUGUCAAGAGGUUUGUGUUAAGGCCUCAUACACUGAACAGCACCAGCACAUCCAAGUCCUUUCAGAGCACUGUCACUGGAGAGCUGAGCGCACCCUACAGCAAGCAGUUUGUCCAUUCCAAGUCUUCUCAGUACCGCAAAAUGAAAACCGAGUGGAAGGGUAAUGUGUAUUUGGCUCGGUCUCGCAUACAGGGGCUGGGAUUAUAUGCUGCCAGAGACAUUGAAAAGCACACAAUGGUCAUUGAAUACAUGGGAACAGUCAUCCGCAAUGAGGUGGCACGCAGGAAGGAAAAGCACUAUGAAUCUCAGAAUCGCGGAGUGUUCAUGUUUCGAAUGGACAGCGAACACGUGAUUGACGCCACUCUGACAGGAGGUCCCGCGAGGUAUAUCAACCAUUCUUGUGCACCGAACUGCGUGGCAGAGGUGGUGACCUUUGAAAAGGGACAUAAAAUCAUCAUCAGCUCUAACCAGAGAAUUCAGAGAGGACAGGAGCUUUGUUAUGACUACAAGUUUGAUUUUGAAGAUGACCAGCACAAGAUUCCUUGUCACUGUGGGGCUGUGAACUGCAGAAAGUGGAUGAACUAAGAUUGCAUUCCGUGCCGUUUCCUCAGGCUUGCUUGCUUCUUUGGAAGAGGGUCUCGACACUGAGGACAGGGUGGUGUGUGUGUGUGUGUGUGUCAGCCUCUGUGGGUGUGUGUUUGUGUGUGUGUGUGUGUGUGUCUUCUUUUGUUCUCCAGUGUUCCAGGCUAACCAAUAGAAAUCAUAUAGACAGAAAGCCUGUCAGGUGGAGGGAUGGGGAAUAUGGUUUUAGUGGAAAGAGAAAGAAAAGGCAUAGUGGUAAAGGGUGGGAGAAAAUGAAUGUAGAAACGAAUUCACCAGCUAAUGUGGAGGAGACACAGUGCUGGCCACGGCCUUAUUUGAUAAAAAAGGGGCAGGCCCUCUAGUUCAAAUGUAUAUCGAAAUAAUAAAGACGCAGACACCACUGAACAGGGAAUGUACCGAGGUGACUUCCUUAGGGAUACAGCUAAGGGAAAAUUAACUUGCACUAAAAAACAUUUAAAUACUUGAUUCCAUGAGUCAGUUUAAUGUUGCUUUUUUGAUUUCUGUAUAAUAAGAGAAACAUUUUUGUAUUUAUUACUGGGUAAGUGAAUGAAGCUAUUUUUAAAAUAAAAAAAUUAAUGAAAUAGUUGAAAGUGGAGCUGCUGCCGUUACCUGCAGAUUUAACAAACCCUGUUACUUUUGUACAAAGUGUAAAUAUUUUGGAGAAAAUGGUAUAAAAUAUAUAUAUAUAUAUAUAUAUAUAUAUAUAUAUAUAUAUAUAUAUAUAUAUAUAUAUAUAUAUAUAAAAAAGUUAUUGACCAAAUGCUACCUUAAUUUUGCGUCUGUUUUGGGUGAUUUUGACAGAUUUCUCUAAAGGAUGUUGAGAGUAUAAAUAUGAUGUAUAGAAUACAUGUGUAAAUGUUCACAUCAAUAAUAUCUUUUUGUUGUUGUAUUUAGAUUUAAUAUAGUUGUGUAAUUGUGAUAGAAAUGUCUUCUGACCACUUGAAAAAAAAAAGUUUCCUUAUCAACUUUGGAAUUGUUGAAAAGUUCUUACAACAUCAAUCAAGUAAAUUGUUUUGAUCGCAAAAUCAUUGUGACAUCCUAAAGUCGGGUUGUUGUGGGUGUGUUUUUUUUGUUUUUUUGUUUUUUUUGAGAAUUAGAAGAACUGUGAAUUUAGGUUUAAAACCACACAAAAUGAGUUUGGAAGCUUAUUUUAACCCGAAUAGGGAAGACUAGAUAGUCUUUCGUACUCAAUUAUGCAGACUAGUUAUGUAGUUAAGGGCUUCAGUCUAUGAGUAUCAAUUGAAAGAAAAAGUAACAAUUGAGUUGUAAUUAUGCUCACAUGCUGAAGGAUGUGGUGUUCUGGAAUACAGAUGAAAAUUUAUGAAAAAAAGAAAGUGUAUGAAUUUUUUGUUUACAUUUCUUUUAUAUAUAAAUAAACAAACACUUGUUUUGUUUUGGCUGGCAGAGAAGUAACUACGUUUGAACCAGACCAGCUUUUCAUUUCGUACUUUAAAUAAAUAAUAACAGCCCCUGUGGUACUGGCACUUCCCGAACCGUUUAGUCUGAAAUGAAGUUGUGUUGUGUGCACAGGUUCAGUGGACUGGAAAGCUGUUGAUAUUCCAGGACACAGUCUUGAUAUUGUAAUGUAUACGGCAUGAUGAAUUUUUUACUUUUUCAGAAAAAUCAAUUGUAUAUAUUUUUCUCGACGAAUAGCUGUAUGAAAUUUGUUUCAUGGAUAUUUUUCUCCUUGUACAAUAUUGUAACAUCCUACCAGUAUUUGUCCUACGGUUUUCUUUUUGUUUGUUUUUCCUGUAUAAUAGUAACUAAUGUUGAAAAAUGAAGCCUUUUCGAAGUAUACAGAGUGUUAUGGGUUUGGAAUUUGUGUAAAAAGAUUUAGGAUCAUUUACAAAAUAAAAUAUUUUACAUCUAAAAA